Talaromyces atroroseus is the source of this 1965-nucleotide messenger RNA. RefSeq lists its product as hypothetical. Gene Ontology annotation, cellular component: nucleus. NCBI's taxonomy places the organism in Eukaryota, Fungi, Ascomycota, Eurotiomycetes, Eurotiales, Trichocomaceae. The record is from RefSeq and is a predicted model, not a curated record. Gene Ontology annotation, molecular function: DNA-binding transcription factor activity, RNA polymerase II-specific; zinc ion binding; DNA binding. The transcript is spliced from 3 exons. Gene Ontology annotation, biological process: DNA-templated transcription. Bases 1 to 1965 code for a protein of 654 amino acids.
AUGGAGGAUGCGGUACCGCAGGGUCGCCGUCCACGGGGAAGGGGCAAACAGAGGCCCUGUGACUUUUGUCGAGUGCGAAAGAUAGCAUGCAUCAUUCAAUCCCAGCCUCCAUGCCUAAAAUGCAAGAAGACCGGGCGAAGCUGUACUUUUGAGAAAGAUCCACCACCGAGGCCCCCCGCUGGCGGACCGUCGCAGUCAGGAAGUUACGAAAUCAACGGCCAGAAUGAUCCAUCUUUGGACCAGUUGCAAGAUCCAACGGGGUAUGAUUGGACAGUUCCAUCGUUUUGGCGUGAGGUCUCGAGUCCAUUUGGCGCAGCGCACGACAUGUACGCGCCUGUGGGACUAUCAGCUGCAAUGGGGCCAGCAAGUCCCGCCCACGAUGCUUCACUCUCGAUGCCAGAUGACCAUCCAAAUCAGCGCAUGCAAUUGGAGUAUACCGACGACGGACUGCGCCAGGACACGCCUCGCUUGUCUGUGCCGUCGUCGCCACGCCUUCCCGAAUCCACUUUUUCUUCGAGGUAUCUCGGGCUCACAUCAGAGACCGAUCCAAUCCUACGGCAAAGAUACCGAUACGAUGAAGCAGGAUAUCGCUUUUCCAAACUUCGCGGCUUUCGCCACUUGGAUCCGGCCGCGGAUAUCCCUCCUAUAAUGCUCCUGACACCCCUGCAGGUGUCGGCGGAGUUGGCCAAUUGUGUGGUCUCGCAGCCAUCUUCAUCCAUUCUCCAAGAUUUGUCACAGUACGGAGAGAUCCUCAUCAGCCUUUUUCACCGUUUUGUCGAGCCUUACUACCCUGUCUUAAGAUUCUCAAAUUUGAAACCAGAUGACAAAUGCAAGUCGCUCCUUGCGAUGGUCUACAGUAUGGCCUUUCAUUGGAGAUCGUAUGACCCAAACCUACCUUGGGCUCAAUUCAAUGCGAAACCAAUGACUCGCGCUCAACUCCCGGAUCAAGAUGCCAUGCACCAAUUUGCGUGGAGUGAGAUAUCCAGGGAAAUGCAUGCACCAGACUAUUCGACUAUCAGCGCGGCUUUAUUGCUCAUGGAAAGGAAAAGGCCUCAUGUUUUUGUUGCUGAUAGCUCAUUCGAUACUUCUCUUGUCGCUAUGACGAAAUCUUUGGCCUUUUCUUUGGGUCUACACCUUGAUUGCGAGAGUUGGAACAUGAGCUCAGAGGAGAAGUCCAGACGGAGGCAUCUCUGGUGGCUGGUUUAUGUGCAAGACAUAUGGGUGUGUAUCGCUCACGGGCAACCUCCAAAUAUCAAAUCUGAAGAUUUUGACGUACCUCUCUUGUCAUAUAAUCGACAUUCUACAUCUCUAGGGACUUCACCUAUAAGCAUGAAUGACGCCACAGAAGAAAACAUGGAAACAUCAGUGUUGUUCUUUCACCUGUUGGAGCUAACUCAGAUCUUAGACGAUUUACAUCAGUCGCUAUUUGCAAUCCGAAGUGUCAAACGCUUAUCUGAGAAUCUACCUGCUACGUCGGAGACUUUACAAUUGCUCAAAACACGGCUUUUGGAUUGGAAAACAAGCUUUGAUCAUCUAGCCUACUUGGAAGCUGCCGAAGAUCCGGAUGAUGCCUUCGGUCUUGGAAGCCUGCUCGUGGCAUACCAAUACUGCCAUGUGCUCAUCCACCGGACCGCAUUACGUGUCUUCAAGGGCCAUGAUCAGUACGAGUUUCAUUACGAGGAAGCGCUACAAUUUGUUCAGCGAAUGCUAGCUGAUUUCUCCGCUAUGAAACGUGCAAGCUUUGACUCAUUCUGGUUUUCAUGGUCUCGUGCACAUUUUAAUGCUAUCUGCGACUUUGUGGUGCUUCUCCGUGCCAUUUCUCAAACAGCUGCAAGUCAGAUACGCGUUGAAGAGCUUGUGUGCAAAUAUCGGCAUUGGCUAUGGAUGCGCAGCAAAUCAUUCGAAGUUGUGCGAAUGAGUCUUGUCCGUUUAGACUCCAUAAAGAACGAUUUUUGUGUUUCGUAA